This is a messenger RNA of Spodoptera litura, 4556 nucleotides long. Its product is annotated as PX domain-containing protein kinase-like protein. The record is from RefSeq and is a predicted model, not a curated record. Gene Ontology annotation, biological process: negative regulation of ATP-dependent activity; protein phosphorylation; endosome to lysosome transport. Lineage: Eukaryota; Metazoa; Arthropoda; Insecta; Lepidoptera; Noctuidae. Gene Ontology annotation, molecular function: phosphatidylinositol binding; protein kinase activity; ATP binding. Gene Ontology annotation, cellular component: plasma membrane; late endosome; early endosome.
UCCUAUGCUGUGUUGUUGUUUAUAUUUAGCAUCAAGAAUUUUCUUUCUCGUAAUUUUAAGAAGAUAAGAAGAGUUACACAGAGUUCUGUAAAUGUCACAUGUCUCUGGAAUACACAUGACUAAAUUCAGUGAUUGAUACGAUUCGCAAUUUCUUUUACAUUAUUUAGUGAUAGCAAAAUGUUUAAUGGUGUUUAUCUUAUUGUGUUAGCGACUAAUGUUUUUUAAAUACCGGGCACAAUGGCUAUAUUUGAAAAAACUUCGCAUACCAAAGCUCUAAUAGAUGAUACUGAAAAACUCAGCUGUUCCGUAGAAAAUGCACAAAACAUUAAUAAACACACGGAGUAUAUUUUACGUGUUCAGCGCGGUCCUACAAAAGAUAUCAGCUGGAAUGUGUCCCGUCGGUAUAGGGACUUUGCUGCCCUACACGCAGGUCUUGUUCAGGCCAACAUUGACCUGCCUCUACCACCAAAGAAACUUAUUGGUAACAUGCAGCCAGCCUUUAUAGCUGAGAGACAAAUAGCAUUACAGAAUUACAUAAAUGAGGUAUUGAAACACGAAGUGUUAGCUUUAUCAUUGCAAGUGAGAAGUUUCCUGGAUCCUAGUAACUACUCAUUGGAUAUAGCAGAACAAGCUCUUCAGACUGUGUCGAUCGCUCUGCGGGGCGAAGGUAGGUUCGAGCUAAAGGGUCCUCUGCACGACAUCGGCUGGCGGAUACGGAAACAUUAUUUUUUAGUAGCGGAUACGGAGAGUGGAACAAAUUGCAUGCUGUCGUGGCAGAGCUAUGGUGCUGACAGGUGUCUCAGUGAUAAAGACUUACAAACCGCUUACAAGAGCUUACAAAAUAUAUCUCAUCCUUACAUAGACCAAGUAUUAGCUAUACAUAAUUUAGAAACUGGAACAUACGUAGUUAGGAGGAUACAUGAAAACGGGAGUCUGAGGGACAUUCUCUAUGGUACGGACUAUAAUAAGAGUCAUUUAGCCAAGUAUGGCAACCCUAGGAUAAGGAAACCGUUCACAAUAGGACAGAUUGCGCAUUAUGGAUAUCAAAUACUGCACGCGUUGAAGUUCUUACAUGAAAAGGGCAUUCCUCAUGGCCACAUCCACCCGGGCAACAUAGCGAUAGACAACCAGAAGGCUCUUCUAAUGGACGUGGAGAAUAUUCUAGUGGGUGUACCGUGUCUCUACCGACCUCACUUGUUGCAUCUACGGCGGGUAGCCACCGCUGAGGCCAUAGACGUCUACUGCUUCGGCAGGACUUUGUAUGAAAUGGCCUUCGGAACCCCACUAACGGAGUAUUACUGUGAUUAUUAUCCUGAUGGUGUUAAUGAAGAUUUAGAAUCAGUGCUCCGCCUCUGCCUAUCGAGUAGUUCAUGUAAGCACGGCGGCCCGUCCCUGGAGCACGUCCUGCAGCAGCCACUGUUUGCGCGGGCGCCGCUGAAUGGACUCACGAUGGGCGCACAGAACGACGCACGCAUGCACUUGAAGUUCCCACUCGCGCUGAAGGAGGAAUUGAAAACUGCUGUGUGUAGUAUGGAAGCUAGGUUGAAGAGCGAACAAAAAUUGGUACGAAGCGCGAGAAGAGAAGUCCGUAUACAAGAAAUACUCGGUUCCGAAGAAGAAAUCAAAAAACAGAAGCGAAGAGCGAAAAAGCGCGAGAGUCUAUGGAAGUCGACGUCGUCUCUAGCUGAAACGGUGCGGUCGCAGAGUGCAAGCACAGCUUCCUCGCCUACUCCACCCGCCCUCUCACACGACACAAGCGCCACAGGUUCCCAGACGGCAGCCAGUCCGUGCGACGCUCGCUCCUCUUUACUGGCCGCUAUUUGCGCCUUCGACAAGUCUCGCCUCGCCAGCGUCGUGGACUCGCGGUGAGACUAACUCUACAGAACUUGUAUAUUGGUCUAUACGCAUUUAUACAUGUAACUGGGGAUUUGUGUAGCUUUGUAGGUAUUCUAUAUGGCUGCUAAAAGUCCCAGUGAAAUAGUUUAAAUUGCAAAUCACGAACGGUUUUUGGAUUCGGCAGUUUCUUUGUGUCAUUCAUCAGGGUAUCGCCCGAAUACUGAAAGGCUACUCAAUUUGAAGUCGCGCUUAAGUAUAGUUCUGUAACUACAAAUUCUUUAUGAAAUGACAGAGAUUGCAAGAUAUUUAAGUACAAUUAAAAAUUAAGUAGCUUUUCUGUAUUCAGGCGUAAGUCGGUUUUACGCAGAAAUAUGUUGGGUAGUUCAGAUUCAGAAGUACCUAAGUGUAAUAUGUUCUUGGGAACAAAACUCAUUCCGGAGUACCAUCGCUAAAUAGUGUAUAUAUGUUUAUGAAAAUAAAUAAAAGGCAUUGUAGUCGAUAUAAAUCCGUUGUCACUAUAAAAUGUAUUUUAUUCACAUGUUGUUAUAAUAGAAAAUCGAAAGACAAUGAAAGUAAUUUUGAUACUAAUGAAUAAUGUACCUUGUUGCAUUGCAAUAAAGUUAUAUAUUACGGUCGCUAAAUGAGGUAGCUAAGUCUGGAAAAAGUAUUAAAGUAAAUGUUGCCACAUUUUACUCUUACAUUGAUAGUGGUUUAUUUAUUGCUUAGUGGUCGAACGGACCACGACGGUUGAAAUUUUUUAUUCAAUGAACUAGAUAUUCUAUAGAAAAUUAAGUGUAGGGUUUGAAGGGUUCAAACAAACAUGGGAAGUAUGCUAUUAAAGCAUAUCAUUUGGUGAAUUUUGUAACUAACGAUUGAGACUACAAUGUUAUGGAAAGUUCGAGAACCAUUUGUAGUAUAGAAAUAUCAAAAUGUAGAUGAAAAUUUACUUUGGAAUAAGGCCUUGAUAAUGGAGUGGAAUUGUACAUUGUUAUUCGAAUGUGAUAAGUCUUUAAUAAGUAAGUUUAUCGAUUUAUUAGAAGCUCAUUCCAAAGUUUGCGUGGAAAUUAGGAAAAUUGUUUUUAUUAUGUAUACUUUUAUUGUAUUGUACAGAACUUUUACAAUGAUUUCGCUGUCAUUCUUUCUUCAAUUUGUCAGCAAAUAACUUAGUCUGUUAUUAUGCCCAACGUACCUAUAGUGACAUGUCCACUUCCUAAUUAUUACAUGGGACUCAUAAGUGGUCAACUCAUGGUCGAAAGUGGACGUAUAUCCACUAUGCAACUUUGCUUCUCUGCCUACCAGGGCCUGCCUGCCUUUAGGGAUGUGUUAUAUAUUUCUUCACAUACAUUUGUAGUGGAAACUAAUGUUGAAAAUCAUUAUUCAAAUACCUUCAUACAAAAUUUGUUGAUUGAUGUUUUCUAUCAGGAAAACAAAAUGGCGUCUUUAUUUUACCUCUAUGUGUUUGUAAAAUUGAUUGUUAUUUUACAAUAAUAAAAUUAUCUUCGAUAUUAUUAAAUUUAUUGUUCUUUUAUUAGCGGUGCAUUUCGUUUUAUUUUACAAUAGACAGCUAAAACAAGCUGGUAUUUUUAAAGUAUUACCUACGUUUUUUAAAAAUGAACGAUGUAAAGUAAAAGAAGGGAUAAAUUAUUGGAAAAUAUUCAAAAGAACCGAUAUUAUGAGUAUGUUUCAAAUCUCUUCGACAUUUUCGUGUUUAUUUUAGUUAAGAUUAGCCAAUGAAACUUGAAUUUCAUAUGGUGAUCAAUUUGUGGCUAUUAAAACUAUGUAUGUACAAUCGACAAAGUUGGCGGUCGACCAUCAAAGCGAUAUUCGCAUGCACUCGGCGCGAACGUCCACGGGGAAAACGUCCAGUGGAUAGCGAGUUCGCCUCAGGAUUUUGUUUGAAGGGUACUACCGUAAACUUUGCCGAUAGUACCUAAGAUCUUAUCUGUAUAAAAACAUCGUAUGCGGUGCCUGGUGGUCUUUGUGUACAAAUAUGUUUCUCGUAUAUCAAGAUUGCUAUUUAUUUGGUGCUUAAAAUUCAUUACUUGAAUUCAAACUCACCAAGCAAACAAUUAAAUUAUUUAGUACAAUGUAACGAUUUAUACAAAUCCAAUGCAACCUUUGUGUUAUUAAUUAAUAUAGGUAUUUGUUCGAACAAACGUAAAGUAAAACAUUGAGAAACGUAAUUAUUAUAGUUAUAAGUUAAUUCAAGAUCUUAUAUGUGUGUAUGAAGUUAUUAAUUUAUAUAAUUUUAAGUUCCAAAGUGAUAUGCGACUGGUCAGGCAUUACGUUAUUGGUUUAUUAUGAAAUUAUUUUUGGAAUUAUAUCUAUGUAGAAGCUUUAAUAGUGCUAGUGUAAGGUACCUAAAUUAUAAAAAAAUAAAUAAAUGUUUAAUAUAUUUUGUUGUAAGAGUAAGAAAAUAUACAGUUGCGAUAAUUAUUUGGCUUUUAUUUUCCAUUCAUCUUAACAUAUUAUAGGGAACAGAAACUGUAACUCUGUUUCUUUUCAUUCGUUAGCUUACAUCUAAACAUACAAAACGUAACAUUGCAAAUCUUUUGCGAGGAAAUAAAAAAAUAUGUGAUCAUAACUAAAUAAAAUGGGUGACGUAAACUCUAACACCUCAUAUUGCAAUGUUUACCAUUGAGGUUAAUUACAAAAUAUAUAUUUCUUUCCCAUAUGCAGUAUUUUACCGUGCACACAUAAUUACUUAAAAAUAAAACCAU